This is a messenger RNA of Parnassius mnemosyne (clouded apollo), 5031 nucleotides long. The record is from the annotation of a GenBank genome assembly. Lineage: Eukaryota; Metazoa; Arthropoda; Insecta; Lepidoptera; Papilionidae.
AUGCGAGACGUCUGUCAUUGAAACACGAGACUGGAACUCCACGAUCAAUGUCAUCUCUGUCCUUAACACCUGGAUUAUUCAGCGGAGGCUUUAGUUCCGUAUCACCACAUGCAACUACAACACCAUCUCCGACAAAUGCAUCUGGUUUCCCACAACUACAUCACAGACAUGCAUCGAAUUCCAUAACCACAUUCUAUUUUCAAGAUAGAUGGAAAGCUCAAAGUCGCCGAGCAGGUAACAUACGCAGUCGGGGCAGUAUUUCUGGCUGCUCAUCACCUCGAGUGGUAUUGUACGCUGCCAAUAAUCUUUUCCCUCUUAACCGAUCACUGGCCGAAAAAUACAAUAUCAACGCCGAUAAUCCAGUAGAAAUGUGUGAAAAGAAUGCAAAAGUGGCCACUGAGGAAGGUGAGAGCGAUCUUGCGCAUGCGUGGGGAUUAGCAGCGCUUGCAGCUCGAGCCUUAUCCGCACGGCUUACUGAUCAUAUGAUGUCGAGUGAAGAGAGCAUGGGCUGGGUUGGACAUCCGCUCUGCUGCAACCUCGUUCAAGCACUAAUAUCUCACUAUGCUAAAGCUUCUGAUGUGCAAAUGGCAGCAAUGUUGGCGAGCGCUUUUGCUGUUUUUAAUGACACCAAUAGUUCAAGUUCACAAUCUACCAUUAGCACAUCGAGUUGCGUCCAAAUAUAUUUUUAAUUUUUUAGGGCAAUGGAACUUCCCCAUACAGCACUCUGAAUCAAUAUAGUGAAAUAAGCGCCGACGGGUGGACACUACCAGUCAUAUUUCGGAGUAAUUCUUGUUCAGAAGCAGAAAACUUCCACACAGAUUCAACCAUGUCUAAAUCAGAGCCAGUUUCUUCGUGCGUACUAGAUGAAGCUACUGUACACCUAUAUAAUUGCUUUAAGCGUGUUUACGCGGACAUACUACAUCGUUGGCAGCUUCUCUAUAAAAGAACUGAGGUAAAUUUGAUAAUGAUAAUUCUUUUUUAACUUCAUUAGCCUUAAAAUUCCCGCUGAGUUUAUUACUGUCUCUUCCCAGGACAGAGGUUUUCUUCCGAACCUGUGAUAAUGGUAAAAAAUGGCUCAAUAGGAAUUACAUGUAUUGUAUUAUGAAUAAAAAUUAUUCUAUUCUAUUCUUAAAUAUGGACAUGCGGAUUGAGGUUUAAAGUGGUAAAAUUAAAAAUUUUGUAUAACCGACUUCGAUAUAAAUAAAAUUUGAACAUCAUCAAUGUAGUCAGUUAAAAGUCAAUUAUAUAUAACUCAAAAAAUUUUUUAUAUCAAAUAAUAUAGUGUUAUGGCUUGUUCAUCAUCAUUACAGCCCUUCACAAGUCCACUGCUGAUCAUAGGCCUCCCCCAAGGAAUGCCACAAAGCACGAUCUUGAGCCACCUGCAUCCAUCGACUUCCUGCAUGUCUUACUAGGUCAUCACUCCAUCUAGUGGGGGGUCGCCCUACACUUCGCCUACCGGUACGAGACUGCCACUCGAGAACCUUUUUUCCCCAUCGGUUGUCGGUUCUUCGAGCUAUAUAGCUGGCCCAUUGCCACUCCAGCUCACUAAUCCGUUGAACUAUGUCAGUCAUUCUGGAUCUACUGCGGAUAUCCUCAUUUCUAAGUUUACGAGGGCGGCACUGAAAAUUUCGGGAAUCAAGGAAGUGACACAACAUUACUAUUUAAAAAUGUAUUUAUUGCUUUUCGAAGUAUUCUCCGCGAAAUUUGACACAUUUUUCCAUACGAUGGAACCAAUCAUUGAAGCAACCAUUCCAUUCGGAAGUUGGGGUCUCCAAAAUGGCCGUUUUGUAGGCGUCCACAGCUUCUUUAGGUGAUGAAAAUCUCUGUCCACGCAAUUUAUUUUUUAUUUUAGGGAAAGUAUAGAAAUCAUUAGGGCUUAGGUCGGGGCUGUACGGCGGAUGGUCUAAUAAUUCUAUGUUUUCUUGCUCUAAAAACUCUUUUGUUCUGUGUGCGGUGUGAGAACUCGCAUUGUCGUGAUGGAGGAUGAUACGGCGGUUGCAGUUCUCUUUACGGAGUUCAGAAACGACCUGUGGCAAACAAAUGCUAGCAUACCAUUCUGCAUUAACCGUUCUUUGUCUCUCAAGAGGAAUAGUCGUAACAUGGCCGGUUUUGGAGACAAACGUGGCCACCAUAUUUUUUUUGGAACACUGCGUGAACGAACAAUUUUUGUUGGCUUUAACUCAUUUUCGAACAUCCAAACUCGUGACUGGUUUUUUGUUUCGGGUUCGUACGCAUAUAUCCAGGAUUCGUCACCUGAUACGAUGUUGUAUACAGUAUUUGAGGAUCCUGCGUGGAAUCUUUCGCGAGUUCUGACGCACCAAGUAACGCGAGCCGCUUUUUGCUCUUCACAGAGCGAAUGCGGUAUCCAUCGGGAAAACAACUUUUUUACACCUAAUUGUUCAUGCAAGAUUAUUUGUAUUUAACUCAUGCCAAUGUCUAAAGUUGCCUGAAUUUCGCGGUAUGUCACAUGUCGGUCUUCCUCAAUUAGCUUACGCACAGCAUCAACGUUUUCUUGAGCGACUGCAGUUUUUGGACGACCUUGACGGGGAUCAUCACUGAGCUUGACACGUCCACGUUGAAAUUCAGCAAACCAGCGAUAAAUUGUGGUUUUGGAUGGGGCUUCAUCACCAAAUGCAGAAAUCAUCCGGUCAACACACUGUUUUUGUGUUUAACACCACUUCACUUCGAAAGUCAUAAUAAAUCAUCGCUCUUGAAUUUUUUCGAGUCAAUUCCAUUUUCUCAACGACUAAACAAGUUUGAUAAAACCUUGCGGCAAGACCUAGAAUCUUUUUUUAAAUAAAUAAAUGGUAUUUGAUUUUUAAAACCAAGAAGUUUUCAAUUAAAAAGAUUUUAAUAUGACAGGAACAGUGGAAAUAUUCUAUUCCCGAUACUUUUAGUGCAGCCCUCGUAUCACGCAGAGAAACCCCGAGCAUAGCCCUCUCCAUAGCUGGCUGAGUGAUCGAUCUUAAGCUUCCUCAUACCAGCAGUGAAGGAUCACGUCUCAGAUCCAUAGGUUAUCACUGGCAACACGCACUAAUUGUACAAUCGCGUUUUCAAGUCUCCCGUAAAAAGUUUUACUUCAGAAGGUUCCGGUGUUCAAAUCUAGGGUCGGUCCAGUUAUUGAGUAUAUAUUUUGAAAUUUCUCAGUGCCUCGGAAUGCAAAAAGUUGUAGGAUGUAGAAGGCUAUAGGUAUUACAGUAGUAAAACCACAAACUACUCCUGCAAGGUGAGAUAAUGAUUCCGUUUCAAUUAUUCCUUGCUCAUAGCUGCGCGUCUAUCAUUGAGUCUUACUGCAUGGGCACAUGGAACUAGUGUAUAUUGUUGGACCUGCGGCCUUUGUAACUUCAUCCAAAUAGACUCGUAGGCGAGGUAUUGAGCUACUGAGUGCGCCGACAAGUUGUCGAGUGCACCGAUUCUGCUGGCGACUGCAGUCCCGAAGUUGGGUGCUUGCUAUUGGAGUGAGUCCUUAAGCUAGGGGAGGUGAUUCAAGGGCCCAGAAGGAGGUACGAGUCUCGGCUUGAAACCAUCAGAAAAACGGAAACGGGUCGUAAAUUAUUACUUACUGGCCACGCGGUUUUAUUUUGACAGGUGUGUUUAAAUUUUGUUGCGUCAUGGCGCAAUUUCGUGUUAACGCAAUGACCCGGCAAGCGGCUACUACGCCAGAGUUACUGAGUGACGUCGCAUUUGUCGGCGAAAGCGAAAUCACGUACGUGAUUGUGGCGGUAUUUGAAGUGCGUGUUGUGGGUGUGUGCAGGUGAUGAAGCAGGUGUGGGGGCGACGCACCUGCUCAACUGGUAUACUACUUUAGUUUUUUUUAAUUAAAAACUUUGAAGUCGUUGCGAUUUGAAACGAACAAGAGACAAACAUAUACAUCCAUAGGAUUUAGCCUACAAGAGAAUGAGAUAGAAUACAGUAUACAGUGUUUCCUAUUAUGUAUGGAGAUUAUGCAUGUGAUCUAUGAGCAGUAAGGGUAUUCCGUGAGAACGUGGUCCUGACUCGGUAGGUGAAUCUACCACGUACCAGCGUUGCUGUUAAGCCGGGAAUGGAUCGCAACAGCCUCGCAAAUUAACCUUUGGUGUUUUCUUUAUUAUGUUCUACUAGAAUUUAAAUUUAAAAAUAUACACGCACACGCACAUAGACACAUCAUCACAUCAUCACAGCACCCGCGCACCGCGCCACCUCGCAUGCCAUCGUCGUGUUGAUAGCGCGCGGCCUGCACACGCACACGUACACGCACACGCACACGCACACGCACACAGACACAUCAUCACAUCAUCACAGCGCCCGCGCACCGCGCCACCUCGCGCACCAUCGUCGUGUUGAUCGCGCCCGGCCUGCACACACACACGCACACGCACACAGACACAUCAUCACAUCAUCACAGCGCCCGCGCACCGCGCCACCUAGCGCACCAUCGUCGUGUUGAUCGCGCCCGGCCUGCACACACACACGCACACGCACACAGACACAUCAUCACAUCAUCACAGCGCCCGCGCACCGCGCCACCUCGCGCGCUAUCGUCGUGAUGAUCGCGCUCGCCCUGCACUCGCACACGUACACGCACACAGACACAGACACAUCAUUACAUCAACACAGCGCCCGCGCACCGCGCCACCUCGCGCGCCAUCGUCGUGAUGAACGCGCCUGGCCUGCACACGCACACGUACAUGCACACGCACACGCACAAAGACGACAUAUCAUCAUCACACGCACAUCAAACACUCAUCAUCCAUCACAAGUUUGCGCUUCUGAGUCACUUCUAUCUAUCAACUUCCUGUAUCCUCUUACCAGGUCGUCAAUCGUGAAUGAGAAAGCGAGUGGUAGGCGCUUCGAUUUACGAUGUUUGGUAAUUGAUCAAGAUUACUUUUACAGGUUCGCUCAUCAUGACAACUGUCCAACUGGAUGUGGCUGCAAAUGCGUCAUCGAAGGCACAUCCGUGUGGAAAGGAGUAAAAUAUGCUUAAGUUAGACAGUUAAGUGAUUUAUGUAAGUUGAAAUAAUUACAAAUAUUUUACAAUACAAUUUUUGACUG